Molecule: messenger RNA, 993 nt
Organism: Ostertagia ostertagi
Lineage: Eukaryota; Metazoa; Nematoda; Chromadorea; Rhabditida; Trichostrongylidae
Source: the annotation of a GenBank genome assembly
GUUCGCUGCAAGCUCGCGGAAGCUGUCCGACAAACGGAAGCGUUACAUCAGGACGAUAUAUUCUUAUUGACGGCUAUCACUUUUUUCCAGUCUUCUGCGUACCUCAGGUGUAACCGCGCUGGAAGAGGAACUGCAACGGCAACAAAGAGGAUGAAGGUCACCCGAAAGGACACUGCCUACUGCCCGUGCUUCUUGAAUGUGCAGCUGCGAAAUGAUGGCAGUGUGGUUACCAAAGGGUGCUUCGGUCAUGCAGGACAUAGUCUGGAACCUGCACUAUUACGUUUAUCGGUGGAGCAUCGAGAGUUCUUGAAGCAGUUGCUAGAAGAACACACCAUUGGUUAUAUUCUUGAACGACUGCGUAAUGAGUACCGUCACAGGAAUCCGAGACUUUUUUUCGUUACCAAGGACGACUUGAAGAAUUUAGUGGAAAAAUACAACCUCAGACCCGGGCGACGGCAUCACAAUGACUUGACUUCAGUGUCAUUACGCGUGCAGGAGGGCAACCCUCUCGAUGGUAUAAGGCUAUAUGUUCCACCCGACGACCCCAGCGGCAGAGGUCUUCUAAUGGGUAGGUAUCCGCAACGAAGCAAAUUUGAUUGUAUUUUUUCACUCACAAAGUAUUCCAGUGAUCGUGACUCCUCUUCAACUCGAUUGGCUGCGAAAGUUCUCGAAAAAGGGGUGUUAGUCUCGACGACACUCAUCCAUACCACCCGGUACCACAUAAAGUUGGCAACACUUGUUGUCCCAGAUGAAAAAGACAGAGGCUUACCCGCAGGAUUCUUGAUAAGCGGUACAAUGACUGCGGUGGACGUCGCCAAGUUCUUCGAUGUUAUCAAACAGCUCAUUCCUGAUUUUGAGCCCGAGACUAUAGUUACGGAUGAAGCUCCCUGUUUUUGGAAUGGAUUCCGAUUAGUUUUCCGAAAGCACGUACACGACUGCACUACUGUCGAACACAUAUCGCACAGACGUGGAAGAGGAAAAUCAAAGAAUUAG